AUGGUUCGCACUCAUUUGGCAACACCACGUAUGUCAGCGAACACUCUUCGUUCACAUCCUAGUGAGUUGUCAAAGACGGCGCUUCCUCAAAAAGCCUCUAAGAAAAACAGUACUGUCUUUAGCAUGGGCACUAAGCUUCUCUCCGAGGACACACCUCAAAAGUCAGAAUCCUCCGAUCUACCGGACUAUGGGGCAGUUCGUUUAAACUCGACUUAUCGGUUUCGGCUAGAAGCUUGUCGAAUUACAGGUUUUCUUACUUGCUCAAAUGGUUGCCUUAUAUUCCUAUCAAGGGACUCUGAUUUAAAAAUUCCAGCCCAUUUGGGUGGCCCAGGUGAUCAGGAACUUCUUAGUCCCUCUGCUCAAAAUUACUCACUUGACUAUGGCUUCUUACUCAAUCGCGAUCAAUUGAAUUCAGGAACGUUUUUCGAUCUAUCUUACUGGGCAAUGGAGAAUGAUACCAACUUCUCUUACCAAUCACUGCUUUCAUCUCAGUCUAGAUGCUUUUCUGGUAGAAGAAAGCUCUGGUCAAGUGUCUAUAGUCCAUUAAACUUACGGAAACGUGGUAUCAAACAGUUUUGGACAACGUUGCUCUCUAAGAAGUCGAAAAAUAAUCGUCAGAGCGUGGAUUUGGAUGCUCCAAGUGUCCAAACUCUCGUUGGAUGUGAUCAGCAUUCAACGUCCCAAAUGGAGACUCUACGAUUGGAGUGGCCACUAACAACCCUCCGUCAGUUCGCCUUUCACGGAUGUCUCUUCAAGAUGGAAACAGGUCGACGGGCUCCACAUGGCGAAGGUCAUUACCUCUUUCGCAUCCCAAAUAUCACGAUGUUUCGGCAAAAUCUCGAGGCUCAUAUCAAGCAUCAGAAGCGUUCGAGGUCCCUUAAGACGCGUUCGGCUGUCUGUUGUCCCUCAACCGUUUUGUCACCCCCUCCCUCCGUGCCUCCUCCGCCACCACCACUGGUGAUCAGCAAUCAGACUUACGUCAACAUCCCUCUGUUCCCUCCAAAGCUAAAUCGGUCGUGGACAAACCUCCUACAACCCAAUGCUGAGAUUGCUGGACGGGCAGGUGCUACAGAAGGCUGUAAUGACAAUGGUGAAGACGAUUCGGAUUGGAUGGUUGAACUCUCAUCACCUCCGCCUCCACCACCGGCAUCUGCUCCUCCACUGAGUCAAGAAAUCGACGCGCAAUCACCACUGAUUGAUCAACCACCCUUGCAUCGCAUCGGUACUUACGAGAACGUACGGAGCCUUCUACAGAGUCAGGAGACGAAAUCGGCAACCUCUCGCUCAGCAACGGUAGCUCCACACUUCUUCGGAAAAGAUGUCGUGUCAACAGCUACGUCUACCCUGAACUAUGCAAUGCUGGACUUUCAGCUACCCUCUAACACUGCUUCCGCUAUUGCUACUUACACAGGAAAUCUGACAGUUCGUUCACCUCCACUGCAACCUCAUUCCACUCCCCUCUUUUCCUCCAGCAGUUGUGAACGCCUAGUGCAAGUACCGUCCACCCGACUGUCAAGACGCCUAGCCAGAUCUAUGGAAGCGCAGCUGAAUGCGGUGCGAGGGAGUGGAGAGGCAGAGAGACCGAUGAGUAUGACUGGAAGCGGUGUAGGAGGCAAUUACGUGGACAUCUGCCCUCUCCAGACUCUUGCGAUUAACGAAUUAUUGAGAAGCACUUUGUAA
Echinococcus granulosus is the source of this 1680-nucleotide messenger RNA. RefSeq lists its product as hypothetical. The record is from RefSeq and is a predicted model, not a curated record. NCBI's taxonomy places the organism in Eukaryota, Metazoa, Platyhelminthes, Cestoda, Cyclophyllidea, Taeniidae. The coding region runs from base 1 to 1680 and encodes 559 amino acids. The transcript has 5 exons.